CACUUCCCUGCCUAUGCGGCCGGAGAGCCGUGCCUCUCCCCAGCAGAGACAACCGCCUUCCAGGCACUGCCCAGAUUGCUUCCGACACCCUUAAAAUAAUACUGUUAGUAAUAAGUGGAUUUGCUUUUGGUUUUUGUUGAUUUUUUUUUCUCCUUAAAAAAAAAAAAAAGCAAAAAAAAAAGGCAAAAAAAAAAAAAAAAAAGGCUCCUUGUUCCUUUCUGUGUGGAAUAAACACCUGCAAACUCCCCCAGGCAGCCCGGCGCCCCUGCCAUGGAUUCCUUUAAAGGUGGAAUGAAUUUGGAGAGACUGCCUGAGAGCUUGAGACCCCAACCCUCCCAUGACAUGGCUUCCAGCUUCCAUUUGCAAAGAUCCUCGGAACCCAGAGACCCGAUCGACAACUCAGCCAGUGAAUCCUCCGACACGGAGGUGCCAGAAAAAGAGCGUAGCGGAGAGCAGAAAAACGAGGACGGGGCCGCCGACGACCCGGCGAAGAAGAAGAAGCAGCGGCGGCAGCGGACCCACUUCACCAGCCAGCAGCUGCAGGAGCUGGAGGCCACCUUCCAGCGGAACCGCUACCCCGACAUGAGCAUGCGGGAGGAGAUCGCCGUCUGGACCAACCUGACCGAGCCCCGAGUCCGGGUUUGGUUCAAGAACCGCCGAGCCAAGUGGAGAAAGCGGGAGCGGAACCAGCAGAUGGACCUGUGCAAGAACGGCUACGUGCCGCAGUUCAGCGGGCUGAUGCAGCCCUACGACGACAUGUACGCCGGCUACCCUUACAACAACUGGGCCACCAAGAGCCUCACCCCGGCGCCGCUCUCCACCAAGAGCUUCACCUUCUUCAACUCCAUGAGCCCCCUCUCGUCGCAGUCCAUGUUCUCGGCGCCCAGCAGCAUCCCCUCCAUGAACAUGCCCUCCAGUAUGGGCCACUCGGCCGUGCCGGGCAUGGCCAACUCCGGCCUCAACAACAUCAACAACAUCAGCGGCUCCUCGCUCAACUCGGCCAUGUCCUCGCCGGCCUGUCCCUACGGGCCGCCGGGCUCGCCCUACAGCGUCUACCGGGACACUUGCAACUCCAGCUUAGCCAGCCUCAGACUGAAAUCAAAGCAGCACUCCAGUUUCGGCUACAGCAGUUUGCAAAGCCCCGGCUCCAGUUUAAACGCCUGUCAGUACAACAGUUGACGGACUUGACACAAACCACCUCCGACAAAGCACCGCCGACAAAGC
Hirundo rustica (Barn swallow) is the source of this 1224-nucleotide messenger RNA. It is a transcript of the gene PITX1, whose product is annotated as paired like homeodomain 1. The coding region runs from base 271 to 1179 and encodes 302 amino acids. The record is from RefSeq and is a predicted model, not a curated record. Gene Ontology annotation, cellular component: nucleus. The transcript is spliced from 3 exons. Gene Ontology annotation, molecular function: RNA polymerase II cis-regulatory region sequence-specific DNA binding; DNA-binding transcription factor activity, RNA polymerase II-specific. NCBI's taxonomy places the organism in Eukaryota, Metazoa, Chordata, Aves, Passeriformes, Hirundinidae. Gene Ontology annotation, biological process: regulation of transcription by RNA polymerase II; anatomical structure morphogenesis.